Messenger RNA from Kwoniella botswanensis, 1527 nucleotides. RefSeq lists its product as uncharacterized. The transcript is spliced from 6 exons. The record is from RefSeq and is a predicted model, not a curated record. Gene Ontology annotation, molecular function: protein binding. Lineage: Eukaryota; Fungi; Basidiomycota; Tremellomycetes; Tremellales; Cryptococcaceae. The coding region runs from base 1 to 1527 and encodes 508 amino acids.
AUGUCAAGAGUAGCUACAUCAUCUUUACUUCGCUCGACCAGUAUUGCUCGCUCUGCCAUUGCGAACCCUGCUAAGCGUAUCCUUGGAGUGGAAGCUUUCACUAGCCCCCACCCAUCUGGAAUCGCUCAUCUCAGAAGAUGGAACAGUACCACAAGUACAAGUGAUCAGCCUCCCAAACAGCCUGGAGCCGAUCAAUCGCAGAAGCCCGCAGAAAAUCCUAACUCAUCGAGACUCGAAACAGGUGGAAAGGGCGGAUUGAAGAUAUCUUGGAUAUUCGGUGGUUUAGCAGGAUUGGGAGCUCUAGUAACCAUAUAUGGAUUACUGGAAUUCUACUCAACUCUGCAAACAUGGCCUAAAGCAGUGAGGAUACCGCUCCGAGCAGCGUUGAAAGCGAAAUUGAGACAGGAUUAUAUGAAAUCUGAGAAAUACUUUAGGGAAGCAUUAGAAGUAGCUUUGACGUUAGGUCCCUCGGCCCUCGAACCAGAACCAUUACAGAAGAUAACAGGUAUAUACGUUGAAUUGGCCAAUGUUUUAGAGUUGAUGGGACAGAGAGUAACUGCUUUCGAGGAAUUACGAAAUGCCGUUGACCUUCUGGGUCCUAAGCCAAUCAGACAACCUGGGUUAGAAGGAUCAGGAGAAUGGAUAGGACAAAAUUACAGAUUAAACGAUAAAGAUCACAUUAGGGCGAUUGGGCUGUAUCAGAAAUUAGGUCAAAUAUCAUUAGAUGUAUCCAAUUCUACAAGAGCACCCUCCUACACUCCUCCAACUAGAUCUGAAUAUGAAAUCAGUACGCCAACAGGAAAGAAGGUAGAAAAUUGGAAUGAGGCUUCUGAAUACUAUUUGUCCUCAGCGUUGACAGCUAUGCUCAAAUUGGGCUUGACUAAAUCCACCACUCCGACAAUCGGUGUUAGUAAUCAGGAUCAGCAGGUGGUCUUGGGACGGGAUGUGGACUUACCCUCGGGGGGAAUAUCAGAAGAUGCGGAUCAAGGUGGUUCAGUGGAUAAAAGAGGAUUAGGAAUGACGAUGGAAUCUCUCUCCGAGGUGUAUGCCAAGAAAGGACAAUAUGAUCUAGCCGCUCAACUGCUCUUGCAAGCUGUCUCUCUCCUGCUACCCCCUGGUAGUCAGGCAACUCCUCCGGUCAGAGAUAGGUGUCAAGCUGCUAUGUUGAUGACGACCAUAUCCUCCCACGCAUUGAAACAAUCCUCACCCCAGAUAAAUGCCGGCAAAUCAAUCAAGAUCUCCAAAUCAUGGUCAUUACGUUCAUUGCAGUUAUCAGAAGAAGCACUGCGAGAUUCUGAAUCUGAGAAUUAUAAGGAUUCGCCAUACGAAGCCUCCAUAGCUAUCUGUUCAAGAGCUAAGAGUGUAGGAUUGUAUAACCUGGGAAUGUUAGCUGAGAUGGAAGGUGACCUGCCCGGUGCACUGAAUCUCUUCCAGAAAUCACUCUCGGCGUCAAGGGAAACGGGCUUCAAAGAAGGUAAAAGGGAAGCAGCAGCUGCCAUACGUCGAGUGCAGUCGUUGGGCGGCUAG